Musa acuminata AAA Group (dessert banana) is the source of this 3944-nucleotide messenger RNA. Its product is annotated as plasmodesmata-located protein 3-like. The record is from RefSeq and is a predicted model, not a curated record. The transcript has 7 exons. Lineage: Eukaryota; Viridiplantae; Streptophyta; Magnoliopsida; Zingiberales; Musaceae. Gene Ontology annotation, biological process: transport of virus in multicellular host; plasmodesmata-mediated intercellular transport. The coding region runs from base 2373 to 3302 and encodes 309 amino acids. Gene Ontology annotation, cellular component: plasmodesma.
CCUGAAUCCGACCCGAACGAUGGGUUUCUGAUGAUCCACUUGCACAGUUGUCCUUCCUCGAUUAUUUCGUCCCUUUUCCAAACGAUUGUAUUGUUCUGGCCGUUCGCAGCUUGGAGGAGCAAACUUUGCAGGACACACUGCCGAUGCUCCGUCGAAUCAUCGCUCAGGAAAAUCGCGUUCAGGUCGCUCCGCUCGUGACUAGCGAAGCAAACUGAAGGGCCGACGAAGAUAUUAGAAUGAAACCAGAAAGGGUGGCCGGAGAAGAUCCCGGAGACGAAUCCGAAUCUUUCACCGCUCUUUCCUGGGUACUUCUAUCGAAUUUGAACCCGGGUUUCACCCUUUUGACGGUCGACCCGAAGAGAGCGGUCGAUUCUUGUUCUCUCUUUCUUCGAUCCGGGGUUUGAUUUGAGGGGGCUCAUUCGGAGGGUAAGGACGUGGAUAUCGAUACCCUUCGCAUGCGCGAUGAGGGCGAAAAUGGCGUCGUUUUAUCAGGGUCACGUUAAUGCGACUCAGGUAACCUAAUCGAAUGCCUCGAAAGAAUUUACGCAAUUUAGUCUUUUAUUUUUUUUUGCACCCAAUAAGUAAUUUGUGAAAAUGUUGUGAGUGUUAGCUGUUUGCUGUGUUCUCGAUGAUACUUUUUGAUAUCCGGUGAUAACGUCAGUUAGGGACGUACUUUGUGUGUCAGUACUAUCAGAUUCAUCAACAGCAAUCGGAGUUAGUCGAUCAGUUCUACACGAAUUUUAGUUCCACGGUGCGAUGUGAUGGGCGACGGAGUCUGCUGAAGGGAUGAUGGAAGGAGCAGAGGAAGAGGUAGUUGAGUGGUGCGGGCAUAACGUUUAUAACAGCCGACCAAGAGGAAAUGGUAACCUCCAGCAGGUUCCACACCAGCAAAGGGGCACCUUGGGCAGUCAAGCUCCAAGAAACCUUGUGGAAGCUUUAUCAUAGAUAUUUAGUAUGUUGGUGCAGGCAUAUACCAUUAUCUUUCUUCUCGGUUCAUCAAAAGUUUCAGUGAGGUUCUUGAUCUCUCCUUUUAUAAAAGACUAAUUUUGUGGUACCAUUUGAUUAGCUAGUAUAGAAGCAUCUCAAUGUUCCAAUGUUUUUGCUUUAGCUAACUUUCUUCUCUUUCCUUUUUUUUUGUUUAUCAAAAGGUGAGGACUUAUGUAGUAAAACCAGUAGAUUAAGGGGGACUAAGGAGGUACUCGACUUCAUGCUUUAUCAACUGUAACAUUAUUUUGGUGCAAAAUAUGCAUCUUUGGCGGUUUCUGGUUUCUUAUACAACUUAUUUAGCUUUUUUUUUUGUGAUGUAUAGGCUGGGUGGUCUUUGAGCACUCCCUGAUGCCUUCCAUAAUCGAGGCAUUCUUGGGUGAUUGGCUCAUUGAAUAUUCUGCUGUUUGAUGCCAGCAGUGUCGGUGGCUUGAUUGUCUACCAAAAUUAGCGUCUCCAAACUGAUACGCUCCCGGGAGAGGCAGAGGCAGAGGCGGCCGCCGAGGAAGCGGGAGGCGAAAGUUAUAGUGGCGACGUCGGGGAUGCAGAAGAGGAGGCGGCGGCGACGGAUUGGCGGUGCUGUAACAGUCUGGACGUCAAUCCGGUGAUCGGCACCACCCUGGUUGAUGCAUAAGGCGCGUACGCCAUACAGCGUGACACUUCCAGAGGACGAUCGAACUGUGCGACCUCUUUUAUUGCGGUGCUGACUACCUGUGGCGAUGCUGGAUGGGCGGACGAGGCCGAUAUAAUUACGUUGAUAUGAUGGUAUGUGCUCACGCUUGGCUGGUACGUUGGCCACUCUAUAUAUAUAUACAUAUUAUUCGUCGGUGUCGAAAAGGGUCGAGUCGCUGAGAAGUCGACAGAGCGGAGGGACCGUGGAGCACAGGAAGGCAGUGGGAAGCGUUGGAUGGAAGCCACGAGGAGGAGCAUGUCUUUACUGAAGGACACAAGAACCAAGGCAGAGAUUCAUGUUUCUUCCCAUCGUUCACACCCCACAUUCACAACACUCCAUUUUUCCCAGUUCUCCUACGUCUUUUGACUGGUUUCCAAGGGUAUGGUAAAACUAAACUAUUAUAUGAAAAGAAGAUGACUGGUAUGUAUAACUGGCAACUGGCAAUUCCCUAGUCAAAAGUUCGACACAGUACUAGAAAAUGUCCCGAGUAUCCUCCGCCAAGCACUUAUUUCAAAGCGAAAGUUGUUGAAGAGAAAAGGUAACCCACUACAUCUGCCUUCGCUUAAAGGUACGUGAGAAGGAGAAGAUUAGAAUAAGAGCAAAAAGUAGGCGAAAGAUGCACAAGAGGGACAUUCCUUGACAGAGAUCGAGGGAGAAGGAGAGGGAGAGACAGACGAGAGGGAGAGAGUGUGCGAGAGAAGGGAAACCCUGGUAGAUGGGCAUUUCUGGAGCCCAACUCCAACACCACCGCCACCGCCACUCCCUUUCUCCUCCCCAGAUCUCUAAAACCCCAUUUCCACUCCUUACCAUAACCCUAACACUUCUGUCUCUUCUCUUCCUCUUCCCCGCCGUCGCGGGUGACCUCUACUCCCUGGUCUACAAGGGCUGCGCCAACCAGACCCUCUCGGGUAGUGGCUCCGCAUCCAUGCAGCCCCUCGCCGCACUCUCCUCCGCCCUCACCGCCCGGGCCGCCUCCGCCAAGUUCUACAAAACCACCACCUCCUUGGCCGGCGGCGGCCAGCCCCUCUUUGGCCUCUUCCAAUGCCGCGGCGACCUCCCCCCCUCGGACUGCUCCGCCUGCGUCGGCCGAGUCCUCCUCAUGUGGGCGUCCCUCUGCGGCACCGCCGCCGCCGCCGCCCGAGUCCAGCUCAACGGGUGCUACGCUCUCUACCAGGCCUCCGGCUUCCCCCAGGUCUCCGGCACCCAGAUGCUCUACAAGACCUGCGGUUCCGGGCGGGGCGGUGGCGGCUUCGAGGUGAAGCGCGACACGGCCUUCUCCCAGCUCCAGAGCGGCGUCGCCGGCGGCCAGGGGUUCUUCGCCACCAGCUACGCGUCCGUAUACGCCAUGGCGCAGUGCGAGGGAGACCUCUCCGCCGGCGACUGCAGCGAGUGCGUCGCCCAGGCGGUUCAGAAGUCGGAGGUGGAGUGCGGCGCCGCCGCCUCCGGCCAGGUGUACCUCGACAAGUGCUACAUCAGCUACAGCUAUUACGCCAAUGGCGUACCUCACGGCGACAACAACAGCGGCGGAGGAGGGCAAACAGAGAAGACAGUGGCCAUAGUGGUGGGAGGGGCAGCAGGGGUUGGGUUCUUGGUGAUCUGCUUGCUGUUUGCCAGGAGUGUACUGAAGAAGAGAGAUGAUUAUUGAAGGUUGGUGGUGACUGGUAAGUGGCGCGGCAGUAAUAGAGGAGUAAUUGAAGGGAGAUGGAGUUGGGAGAGGGGAUUGUGUCCUUGUAUAGGGUUGGGCGUCACAGAGGAGGGAAUGGAUGUUUGUCCAUUGGGAAUGGAUUCGUGGCUGGAGCACAGAGCGGUCCUUUGGCUGUUUCCUUUUAUAUGGGUUUCAUCCAUCAUGUCAGAGGGGAGGGAAUACUGGAUGACGGGUCCAAUCUGCUCUCACUGUGGGGAGAUGCACCUCUCUUCUUUUUCAAUCAUCAUCAUGUAUAUCUGUCCCUACAUAGUACAUAGAGGGAUGGAAGUGUAUACAGAGAUUCAAGGGAUUAUUUUUGACACAAGACAUUCUCGAGUAAAUUUUGCAGAAUCCCUUUCUACCUGUUUCAGGGCUUUAAUAUAGUGGGCAAACUUUUGGAUCAUACCAAUCAGCAUUGAAAGGUCAGUCACAGGAUUAUACUCUUUUAGAGCUUUGUGUAGCGACAACAGUGGUCAUGAUAAUUUGUUUGAGUAGAUUGCUAUUACAGCUUGCAGUAAGUUUUCAUUGGUUUCUUGUAUCAGAACCCUUGAUGAGAUGUUCUGCUUCCUCCAUUAUAAUUCUAUUAUUUGUAAAUUUUUGUAG